Callorhinus ursinus (northern fur seal) is the source of this 3346-nucleotide messenger RNA. Lineage: Eukaryota; Metazoa; Chordata; Mammalia; Carnivora; Otariidae. The record is from RefSeq and is a predicted model, not a curated record.
UUCUCCGUUUUGGAACCGGAAAUACUGCGGAGGUCUAGAGGGGGAGGGGGGUGACAGCAAUUUGUGCACCUCCGAGACUAGAACGGAGGUCCGAACCUCCCUCUCCUUAGCACCCCCAGUGCAUCCAAACUGAGCCGGUACCCUCACCUGACCCUAGAAUGAUUGAUCACCCCGCCUCACCUCGAAGGACACCAGGAGGCUCGCCUCUCCCGUUAUAAACUAUGUUUUAUUUUUCAGACUUUGAAGGGCCCACUGGGCCACUUACCCAGCCUCAUUCGUGCCCCUGUUGCUGUACAAAUUCUGACCAUCAAACACAAAAUCACAAUUUCCUGGAUGAGACCCUUAAAGGCCCAGGAAAGCAGUCAGCCCUGCCAUUUCCAGGCCACUCCACACCAGAGGCUUUGCAAGGAGUAGGGGGAAACCACGUGGCUUGGAGUACCUUCAGAAUGCCACAGAGAAGGCGACCCCCGCUUUACAGAUGAGGAAGCUGAGGUGCUGCAGCCACCUUCACUGUGCUUAGACCCCCGUAGCACCCACAGGAUUGCCCGUCCUCCAGCGCCUCAGUGCGAAGGUGUGAACUCAGUGUGCUUCAGAGCCUCCCCACCAUGACCUCCAAAAAGCUGGUGAACACGGUGGCAGGCUGUGCCGAUGAAGCCUUGGCUGGUCUGGUGGCCUGCAACCCCAGCCUGCAGCUCCUGCACGGCCACCGCGUGGCCCUCCGUUCCGACCUGGACAGCCUCAAGGGCCAGGUGGCACUGCUGUCGGGUGGGGGCUCUGGCCAUGAGCCUGCCCAUGCCGGUUUCAUAGGGAAGGGGAUGCUGACGGGGGUCAUCGCAGGAGCCGUGUUCACCUCCCCGGCGGUGGGCAGCAUCCUGGCAGCCAUCAGGGCAGUGGCCCAGGCGGGCACAGUGGGGACCCUCCUCAUCGUGAAGAACUACACUGGGGAUCGCCUCAACUUUGGCCUGGCCCGGGAGCAGGCCCGGGCUGAGGGCAUCCCUGUGGAGAUGGUGGUCAUUGGGGACGACAGUGCUUUCACCGUCCUGAAGAAGGCGGGCAGGAGGGGACUCUGUGGCACAGUGCUCAUACACAAGGUGGCAGGUGCCCUGGCUGAGGCAGGUGUGGGGCUGGAGGAAAUCACAAAUCGGGUGAGCGCGGUUGCCAAGGCCAUGGGGACCCUGGGAGUGAGCUUGUCCUCCUGCAGCAUCCCUGGCUCCAGACCCACCUUUGAGCUCUCGCCGGAUGAGGUAGAGCUGGGCCUGGGGAUCCACGGGGAAGCUGGCGUGCGCCGGGUAAAGAUGGCAAGCGCCAACGAGAUUGUGACGCUCAUGCUGGACCACAUGACGGCCUCCGCCAACGUGUCCCGGGUGCCUGUGCAGUCCGGCUCCUCAGUGGUGCUGAUGGUCAACAACCUUGGUGGCUUGUCAUUCCUGGAACUGGGCAUCAUAGCCGAUGCUGCUGUCCGCACUCUGGAGGGCCGCGGGGUGAAGAUCGCCCGUGCCCUGGUGGGCACCUUCAUGUCAGCCCUGGAGAUGCCCGGCAUCUCUCUCACUCUUCUGCUGGUGGAUGAGCCUCUCCUGAAACUGAUCGAUGCUGAAACCACCGCGUCAGCCUGGCCUAACGUGGCCAAGGUCUCUGUGACUGGGCGGAAGCGGAGCCGGGCCGCCCCUGCUGAGCCUCUGGAGGCCCCUGUUUCCCCUGUUGCAGGAGGUUUGACCUCGAAACGGGUGAUGCUCGUGCUGGAACGGGUGUGCACCACCCUUCUGGGCCUGGAGGAGCAUCUGAAUGCUCUGGACCGUGCUUCCGGUGACGGGGACUGUGGCACCACCCACAGCCGCGCUGCCAGAGCCAUCCAGGGGUGGCUGAAGGAGGGCCCACCCCCUGCCAGCCCUGCCCAGCUACUCUCCAAACUGUCCCUCUUGCUCCUGGAGAAAAUGGGAGGCUCAUCUGGGGCGCUUUACGGCCUGUUCCUGACUGCAGCGGCCCAGCCACUCAAGGCCAAGACUGACCUGCCAGCCUGGUGUGCUGCCAUGGAUGCCGGCCUGGAGGCCAUGCAGAAGUACGGGAAGGCUGCUCCAGGGGACAGGACCAUGCUGGAUUCCCUGUGGGCAGCAGGACAGGAGCUCCAAGCCUGGAAAAGCCCAGGGGCCAAUCUGUUCCAAGUUUUGACCAAAGCAGUCCAGAGCGCAGAAGCUGCAGCCGAGGCCACCAAGAACAUGGAAGCUGGAGCCGGAAGAGCCAGUUACAUCAGCUCUGCGCGGCUGGACCAGCCGGACCCUGGGGCAGUGGCAGCUGCAGCCGUCCUCCGCGCCAUCCUGGAGGCCUUGCAGGGCCAGGGCGUGUGAGGGCCUCCUGGGCCUCGGUGCCUCUCUCACCACUGUGCAGAGAUGACCACUGUCGCUUCGUCCUGUCUUCCAGCUGUUACCCUCCCUCACCGCUGGCCCCCAGGGCCUGUCCUGCGUUCAGCAGGGAACCUCUACCAGCCUCCAGAAUUCCUACAGGAACGGCAGGCUGAGUGGGUCGUGUACCACUUUGGCCCUGCCUUUCCCCUCUUCAGGGAGGUGAAAUUCAGGGGCCACCCCACUCUGCCCCUAGCCACCUCCGGGCCUCCACGAUAGGCAUUUUCCUUGGGUGGCAACAUGGCCUUGAACUGGCCAUGCUAAUUCAGUUUUAAGGCUCUUUGUGGAAGGCCUUCUGACGUUGAGUGAGUGUAGAAAAGGAAGCGAAUAAAAAACCACAUUGAAGCAAGAGCUCCUGCUUCUGCUGAGGGACCUUUUUGCAGGUGUGUGAACCAGUGGGCCCACUAAUGCCCCAGGCACAAAGCCUCAGCCCCGAUUGAAAAUGAUCAUGACCCAUCCCCUACCACCUAAGACCCAAGGGCAGGGUCUGUGCCGCUGGGCUGUUUUCCCAUUCCUGUUCUCCAGUACACACACCACACCCGAUAGGUGUAUUUUUCUUCGCACUAAACUUAAACAGAAUUCACAUAUUCUUCGGGAAUCAAAUGGGACACUGGAAGAAAUCACCACAUUCUAAAGCUCAGUGGUUGAACAGAAACUGCACCCAAGCCAAACCCCAGGUCUCUCGAGAGCAACACUGACAGCGGGUGGGCAAGCAGGAAGGGGCUGUGGAGUCUGGCGCACGACACACGCCUGGCCCAUCCUUGGUGCAGGGGCGCAGUUAAAGGCACUGGCGUGGACUCAAACCAGACUAAAUCCUGAUUCUGCUUCCAACCAGCUACGUAAACUCAGGUCUACUAUUUAGCCUCUUGGGACCUGUAAAACCAGAAUUGUACCCGUCUCAUGGGGACAUGGAUGAGCACUGAAAUAAACUGAUGAAGGUAAAGCCCCCA